Molecule: messenger RNA, 3243 nt
Organism: Bombina bombina (fire-bellied toad)
Lineage: Eukaryota; Metazoa; Chordata; Amphibia; Anura; Bombinatoridae
Product: calcium-activated chloride channel regulator 1-like
Exons: 14
Coding region: 1-2835 (944 amino acids)
Biological process (GO): chloride transport
Molecular function (GO): intracellularly calcium-gated chloride channel activity
Source: RefSeq, a predicted model, not a curated record
AUGGGUUUAUUGAAAUGGUUUGCGUUCCUUUUUCUAUUUCAUAUAUGUUAUGCAGCUAAUAGUUCUAUGGUAACUCUUGUUAAUGGCGGAUAUGAGAAUAUUGUGAUUGCAAUUAAUCCAGCUGUAACUGAGGAUGUCAAGAUUAUUGAAAACAUUAAGAAUAUGGUGAAUGAAGCCUCAGAUUAUCUAUAUAAGGCUACAAAACAAAGGCUCUACAUAAAAAAUGUAAAAAUACUAAUUCCUGCCAAUUGGACAACGAGCUCCAGCUACACCAAACCAAAAACAGAAACCUAUGACAAGGCAGAUGUUAUUAUCGCCAGCCCUUUUCUCAAAUAUGGAGAAGAACCUUAUACCUUGCAAUAUGGAGCCUGCCAGGAACCAGGGAAAUAUAUUCAUUUGACUCCAGAAUUUAUACUGAAUGACAGACUAAUCAGAAUAUUUGGCCCACGAGGAAGAGUGCUUGUUCAUGAAUGGGCCCAUUUACGAUGGGGGGUCUUUGAUGAAUACAAUAAUGAGGUGCCUUUUUACAUCACUGGAAAUGGCAAUAGAGAGGCAACAAGGUGCUCCCUUGAUAUUGUUGGAGUUGAACAAUAUAAGCAAUGUAAUAAUGGAGGUGUCUGUACAACAAGAGCUUGCAGAGAUGAUCCCACCACAGGCCUUUAUGAAGAUGGUUGUUCUUUUUUUCUUGAUACAAACCAAGUUACUACAAAAUCCAUUAUGUAUUCACAGUCACUGACUUCUGUAUCUGAGUUCUGUGAUGCAAGCUCACAUAAUAUAGAGGCUCCAACCUUACAAAACAGAAUGUGCAACUUGCGCAGUACUUGGGAAGUCAUCAUGAAUUCCACUGACAUUACAUCUACUCCUCCAUCCAGUAGCCCAUCUGUACCUGUUGCCCCUACGUUCUCCCUAUUGCAGCCUAAAGACAGAGUCAUCACUCUAGUACUUGAUGUUUCAGGAAGCAUGGGAGGUAAUAAUCGCAUAGGACGACUCUAUCAGGCUGCAGACGUGUUCCUGAUUCAGAUUGUUGAAGAAAAAUCUUAUGUUGGAAUUGUCCAGUUCCACAGUACUGCAACGGUCAUGUCAAACUUAGUGCAGAUAGUUAACAAUGACAGUCGUAAACAGCUAAAAGAUCUUCUUCCAAAAACUGCAGGAGGAGGGACAACCAUCUGUUCAGGGCUUACGGCAGGAUUUCAGGUAAACAAUCGACACGAUGGAUCAACAUAUGGUACUGAAAUUAUCUUAUUAACAGAUGGAGAGGAUAGUAGUGUUAGAAAUUGCUUUGCUAAUAUAAGAAACAGCGGGGCAGUUAUCCAUACCAUAGCUCUGGGACCGAGCGCUACAUCCACACUUGAAGAAAUUUCACAAAUGACAGGAGGAUUAAAGUUUUUAGCUACAGACAAUCUGGAUGCAAAUGGUUUGAUUGAUGCUUUUGCUGGAAUAGCGACUGGAAGUGGAGAUAUAUCUAAACAGGCUAUUCAGCUGGAAAGCACCGUCUUAAACCUUGUACCAAAUCAGUGCUUGAAUGGCACAGUUUACGUUGACAACACUGUGGGGAAUGAAACAUUUUUUCUGGUCACUUGGCAAAGUGCAGCGCCAAUAAUCAACUUACAAGACCCAAAGGGAAACAUAUACACCGCUGCAAACUUCACCUCUGACGAUUUUGCCAAAUCAGCUAGACUGGAAAUCCCUGGAACAGCAGAAAGAGGACCUUGGCAUUACAGCCUUUGCAAUAAACAUGGAUCAGAACAAGCCAUAGGCAUUACCGUGAAUUCCAGGGCAGCUGAUGAAAAUGUGCCACCAGUUACUGUCAAUGCCCACAUGAACAGGGAUAUGAACUGGUUCCCAAGUCCAAUGGUCGUCUAUGCAUUAGUGAGUCAAGGGCUUCUGCCAGUGAAGGGAGCAAAGGUGACAGCGACUGUUGAGCCAGUGACGGGCAGUGCUGUCACGCUAGAGCUUUUGGACAAUGGAGCAGCUGCUGAUAUUGUGAAGAAUGAUGGCGUAUACUCUAGAUAUUUCACUGCUUUCACAGUAAACGGACGAUAUAAUUUAAAGGUUCGGGCUGAAAGCAAACAGAAUAGAAGCCGUCUAGCGUUCCCGAGGAGUCGCGCUCUCUAUGUGCCUGGCUAUAUAGAAAAUGGUGUGGUGGACAUGAACCCACAAAAGCCCAUAAUCAGUGACGAUGACAUUGCCCUUGACAUGGGACCUUUUAGCAGAACAAUGUCAGGUGGCUCCUUUGAGGUCUCUGCUGUGCCUGCUGGUGGUCCAAAACCUGGCGAAGACCUCUUUAAGCCAGAGAAAAUUACUGACUUAAGGGCAAAAAUUGAAGAAUCCACAGUUGUCUUAUCUUGGACAGCAACUGGUGAUGACCUGGACCAAGGAAAUGCAUCAAGAUACGACCUAAGGAUGAGCACCAAAUCUAGUGAACUCAGAGAUAACUUUAAUGGUUGUGUUUCAGUAAAUAUCUCCAGUCUAACCCCACAGCCGGCCGGAUCCAGCGAAACAUUUACCUUUGUUCCUAAGGAUAUGGUUAUAGAAAAUGGCACCAUCCUAUAUUUUGCUCUGAUUGCUUUUGAUGAAAAGCCACAGAAAUCAGAUCUAUCUAAUAUAGCACAGGCGGCUCUUCUUAUCCCUGCAGCUUUAGAAACCACAACUGAAUCACCUACUACACAACUUUCCAACACCAAUAAACCAAUUGAUAAUUCUAAUAAAAUUAACAUAACACAUCUGGCACUGAUUGUAUGUGCAGCAAUUAUUAUCAUUUCUAUAAUCAUAAGCAUCACUGUUUGUAUCGUGAGUUGCAAAAGGAAAAAGAAAAAUCCACAAAUGAACUUUUAAGAAAGCUGAGCUCGUAUGUAGUUUACUUACAACAUUUUCAGAUCAGUGCUUUAUGAGUUAGUACUAACAUUUAUUUUAAACAACUUACCCCCCGUUUUUUUUAUACGUCACAUAAGUAAAUGCAAUAUAUAAAUACUAAAUAUGAAUUACCAAGUGUUGCAUCAUAUUUUAUCAAAAUUAAUUGCAUGGUGGCAAUAGUAUUUGCAUGGCAAAAAGCCUUUAUAUGCAAUCUAAUAAACUCAUAUAUAUUUAUUUUUUAAUCUGGUACUUAAUGUUAGUGUAGAAUUAGCACAUGAUUUGUGUAUUUUGUUUUUCAAUCAGUAGCGCUACUAAAAUACGAGUUUGUAAUAAAGAUAAAAUAUAUUUUAACACAAUUAUGACACAAACUGAGAUAAUUAUAACAGAUAC